CCGUUACUGUGUGAGCGUGAUGGCGGCCGGGCCUGCAGCGCGCGGCCUGCUGCUCCUUGGGGCUGUGCUGCUCCUUGGGGCUGUGCUGGGCGCUGCCCGGGCCGUGGUGUAUUUCCAGGAGCAGUUUCUGGAUGGAGGCGGUUGGCGGCAGCGCUGGGUGAGCUCUGAGUCCAGGCCGGACCUCGGCACUUUCCAUCUCUCUGCUGGGAAGUUCUACGGGGAUCCUGUGAGAGACAGAGGUCUACAAACAAGGGAAAACUCCAAGUUUUAUGCCAUCUCCUCAAGAUUUAAACCAUUUAGUAACAAAGGGAAGACUCUGGUCAUUCAGUAUACUGUGAAACAUGAACAGAAGAUUGACUGUGGUGGGGGAUAUAUAAAGAUUUUUUCCUCAGACUUGGAUCAGAAGAAUCUGAGUGGAGCUUCCCCUUACUACAUCAUGUUUGGGCCAGAUAUUUGUGGAUCUGAGACAAAGAAAGUCCACGUUAUUUUAAAUUACAAGAAUAAACUUCACCCAAUCAAGAAACCAAUCAGAUGUAAGGUCGAUGGAUAUACACAUCUGUAUACUUUAAUCAUAAGGCCAGAUCAGACUUAUGAAGUGAAAAUUGAUAAUGAAGUGGCUGCUUUGGGCAACUUAGAGGAUGAUUUGGAUUUCUUGCCACCAAAGAAAAUUAAUGAUCCAGCAGUGAAGAAACCCAGCGACUGGGAUGAUCGAGCCCACAUUGCUGAUCCAAAUGACAUCAAACCUGAGCAUUGGGAUGAACCUGAGUAUAUUAUGGAUACCAGUGAUGAGAAACCAGAGGACUGGGAUCAUACGGUGCAUGGGGAGUGGAGAUAUCCUAUGGUCAAGAAUCCUCUAUACAAAGGAGAGUGGAAACCAAGGCAGAUUGAUAACCCGAACUAUAGGGGAGUUUGGCCUCACCCACAGAUUGACAAUCCACAUUACUCACCUGACUUCAAUAUCUACAGCUAUGAAAACAUUGGUGCCAUUGGACUAGAUAUCUGGCAGGUGAGAGCUGGCACAAUUUUUGACAAUUUCUUGAUAACAGAUGAUGAAGAUUAUGCAGAAGACUUUGGAGAUGAAACAUGGGGAGAAACAAAGGAUCCCGAAAAGGAAAUGAAUAUAAGGCAGGCUGAAGAGGAGCAGCAGAGAAAAAGGGUCGCAGAAGAAGAACACUUUGAUCAGUGGUUCAAGAAAAAACAAAGGGGGAAAAGAGAAUCUCCAACAGAUAGAAUAAUGAAGAGGCCUAUCAAGAAACAGGAGUUUUAAUUGUUUGAAAGAUGCUCACGUUGCUUUAUAAGGACUUUGUGUUUUGUCUGCACUGCUGAAGCUGUGUUAACGGGCUGUUUUUAAUGGUAACCUUAAAUUUGUGAACUCUUUCAGUUACUUUUCAGACAAAUAUCAUAAUAUAGUUAUUAAACUGGCUACUAGAAAGGGUAACUUCUAUUAACUACAUCUCAGCUGUGUUAAGAUACCCAUUUGGUUUCAGUGUUUUAAAACUCUUACAUUUUUUUUUCAUGAUUUGAUAUUAAAUAAAAUUCAUGUUAACUUUUGA
Molecule: messenger RNA, 1553 nt
Organism: Coturnix japonica (Japanese quail)
Lineage: Eukaryota; Metazoa; Chordata; Aves; Galliformes; Phasianidae
Gene: CALR3
Product: calreticulin 3
Biological process (GO): protein folding; ERAD pathway
Cellular component (GO): endoplasmic reticulum; endoplasmic reticulum membrane
Molecular function (GO): calcium ion binding
Source: RefSeq, a predicted model, not a curated record